AUGAAUGUUCCUCUUUACCUUCUGACCUUCGCUCACUUAAUUUGCACCGCUGCGGGAGCUCAGCACGUCUCUUUGGAGCGCCAACUUCUGGAGGAGGGGAUCCGUUCGGGACGCAGGACUUGCAGACUCUACUGUAGGGUUGGCAUCGGCUUCCAUCUCCAGAUUCAUCCCGACGGUAGAGUCAACGGCAGCCAUGAGCCCAACCAGCUGAGUGUCCUGGAGCUCUUUGCGGUUUCUCAGGGGGUCAUCGGUAUCAAAGGGGUCUACAGUAACAGAUUCCUGGCCAUGAAUAAAAGAGGACGGCUGCACGCAACUGAACAGUUCACGGAUGACUGUAAGUUCAGGGAACGUUUCCAGGAGAACAGCUACAACACUUAUGCCUCAGUAAUCCACAGGAACCACAGGACAGGUCGCGAGUGGUUUGUGGCCCUUAAUAAGAGGGGGAAAGCUAAAAUGGGCUCCAGCCCCCGGGUCAAAUCCCAACAUGUCUCUACCCACUUCUUGCCCAGGGUCAGCAUGCACGAUAAGGGCGAGCAAGGCUUCACCAUCACAGACAGGAGCAAAGAGAGGAGGAAAACCCCACUCCCACCACCUCCAAAGCCACCCGCGGCAAAGGCAAACAUCCAAGCAGGAACCACACCGAGGCAUACGCAAGUCAAGUACUGGCCCAAGUACAGGUUUGGAUAG
This is a messenger RNA of Pundamilia nyererei, 687 nucleotides long. RefSeq names its product fibroblast growth factor 5 (gene fgf5). Gene Ontology annotation, molecular function: growth factor activity. NCBI's taxonomy places the organism in Eukaryota, Metazoa, Chordata, Actinopteri, Cichliformes, Cichlidae. The record is from RefSeq and is a predicted model, not a curated record. Bases 1 to 687 code for a protein of 228 amino acids. The transcript is spliced from 3 exons.